CAGCUCUUGUCAUCCCGUUAAUCUUGCUGAUCUUCUGCCCAUCCUGUGCAAUCGAUGAUUUCUAUCCUAGCCGGAGUGCUGCUCUUGAGAUUCUUUAAAAGGCCCCUGUGACAACAUCUCUCAACGUGUGGGAAUGUUUGCAAUUGCGCACUUCGUUGAACGCAAUGAGAUUGAAGUCGUUCCUGCCAUUGGAUUAGUGGAACCCUGUGUAAGUGGCCUCAGGGUUCUACCGAUAGGGCUAAGCGACUCAUCUUGAAAGCAUGUCCUCCUGAAGACACCUGGGUCAGCUACAAAGUCAUCGUCCGGGGUAUUUACUCUACGUAUGCAGAAGCUCGAAGAAAGUUAAACGAUCUGCAGUACCAUUCGGAUGUCAACUCUGAAGCUGAAAUGAACACAAGAAAACGAAAUCGUCUUCCGCCUAAACGUUUUUGCGAGGAAUCGUCCGAUGAAUCUGAUGGGGACAAAAACCAAAAUGUACCCCCUUCCCUCCUGAAAAGUCUGGAGAAAAGGGACGCCAUGGUAGUCUAUCACAAAGGAACUCCGCAGAGCAUGUAGGAAAAUCGAAAAAAAGGAGGCCACCUCCUUUGCUGGAAGAAACUGACGAGGAAGACCUUUUGCUAGAUGUGCCACCUGUGCCACCUGACUUUCCAUCGCAGUGUCCAUCUUCCUCUAACCUGCAGUACUCAGGAGAGCAAAGCCAGUGCCCACCUUCUUUGCCAAAUGAAAAUCCCGAGGAGAACAAUGGACCUGGUAUCACAGCUUCACAGGGAGUGUUCACAGAGCAUGUAGCAAGAUCAAAAAAAAAGGAAGUCACCUGCUCUACGAAACAAAGAGGAUGACAUUUUGUUUCAUGUACCUCCUGCUCAGCGUAACACCUCACACCUGACUUCCAGCAACUCUCAAUGCCCUGGUGACUCUACGAUAAUGUCUGAAAUAAUGCCUACCGAGAUACACAGGAUCCCGCCCUUCGAGCAACGGACGUCUCAAGAAGAGUGCAACAAGCAGAUUUUACGGCUACUUCAUGUGCUGCGACUCACACAACAGCAGCACGGGGAGAUUCUCCAGGAGCUCUGCAAACAACGUGUCGUCAUUAAUGAGGCUACAGAGGUGCCCCUGCUUGUCGAGUCGCCAUUCACCCUUGUUGAGACUUUGGAAGCGUUUAACACCUCGUUGGAUGAAAUCAAAGAAAGACGCCUAGUGAAGGAGUUGGCCCAACUUGGGGGAAAUGACGUAAGAGUUGCCACACGAAGAAUGCUGGGAUACCUGAUGAAAGAUGAAACCGCAGCAGAGUACAGCUGGCUUGGCAAGAAAGGGAAAAGGAAGUUUGCAUUUUUGAAGUUCCCACAAGUGAUCGUCAAGGCGAUUAGGAUGAACAAGAACAUGAGCAUGGCAACACAGGAUGAAGUAGAAAGCACAAUCAAGACUUGGUUACGUCACGCAAAGGAGAGAUGUGGUAACAAGUCAGCCCCGGAUGAUUAAUGGUUCCUGUCGCAACAGCAAGUAACUGGACAGUUGUGUUUUUGCCAGUGAGCGAGUAGCCUGGUGUCUCCCACAUGCACCGUAUCAUCACCACAUGAAGCACCAUACUUGAAAUUGCAAUUUUAAUGUACAUUUGCUUUUGGCGUAAGCUAAGCUUUUAUAUUCUUGCACUUAACAAUUUUUCCACUUUUGUAUUUUGUAGAGGGUUUAGCAGCAACAGGUGUUCCUGCUAGAGUGUUAUUUAACUGCCUUUAAGACAUUCAGUCAAAAGUUGUCAUUGCUCUUUCAACAAGUAAGUUGGUGGUGUGCACGUUGGUGCGAGUGACGUAUGGCUUGAUAUUGUAUCAACUUU
Messenger RNA from Ornithodoros turicata, 1831 nucleotides. RefSeq lists its product as uncharacterized. NCBI's taxonomy places the organism in Eukaryota, Metazoa, Arthropoda, Arachnida, Ixodida, Argasidae. The transcript has 11 exons. Bases 925 to 1479 code for a protein of 184 amino acids. The record is from RefSeq and is a predicted model, not a curated record.